GCUUUUUCUGUGGUUUCAAAGCUGCUAUCUCAGCGGAAACUUGACCUGCUGGAUGAACUUGUAUCAGCAGAGGUACUUCAGGUGCUGAAGGAAAAGAUUUCUUUGCUCCCUGACAACCACAGGGAUGCUUUAGCAGCUGACAUUGAUGCAAUCAUGUACACAACAGAAGGAGAUGUUCGCAUUUACUAUGAUGAUGACGGAAGAAAGUUUGUUAGUAUCCUGAUGCGCUUCUGGUAUCUGAAUGGUGCCAACCUACCUGAUGAAGUACCGGGUGAAACCAAAGUUUUCCAGAUUGUGUUUGGAGAUGAAAGCACAAAAGAAAAAAGACAUCUUUUAACAGCAAACUAUGAAUUCCAAAGGGAAUUUACAGAAGGAGCAAAACCAGACUGGACAAUUACACGGAUUGAACAUCCAAGGCUAUUAGAAUAAAUGCCUCCUGGAGUCUUUUUGUGUACCACUGUAAAGGUUCUGAUGUAACAAAUAUCAGACUUUUUUUGGUCUCUUUUUUCCCUUCCUGCAUCUCCUCCAAAAGAGGGAUGAAUUUUGUAUGUUUGAUUUCCCAGAAUUGUUUCCAAAACUUACACUAUGCUGCAGCAUUACAAUAAAGCCUUUUCCCUGGAACAGGCUACUACAAGUUAAUUGGUACUAAUGCUCAUCCAAGGCAUUUGCACAGUGCAGUUUCAUGCAGGCCGGUAUUACGGGUAUGUUGACUUAUUACAUUCUGAGAAGAAAUUUUACUACUUGAAGAUAAACAACACUUGCAUGGCUGGUGGCCCUUCU
Antrostomus carolinensis (chuck-will's-widow) is the source of this 780-nucleotide messenger RNA. It is a transcript of the gene MAIP1, whose product is annotated as matrix AAA peptidase interacting protein 1. The transcript has 4 exons. Gene Ontology annotation, cellular component: mitochondrial inner membrane. Lineage: Eukaryota; Metazoa; Chordata; Aves; Caprimulgiformes; Caprimulgidae. The annotation marks the transcript as partial. Gene Ontology annotation, biological process: protein insertion into mitochondrial inner membrane from matrix. Gene Ontology annotation, molecular function: ribosome binding. The record is from RefSeq and is a predicted model, not a curated record.